Messenger RNA from Oryzias latipes (Japanese medaka), 6582 nucleotides. RefSeq names its product envoplakin a (gene evpla). NCBI's taxonomy places the organism in Eukaryota, Metazoa, Chordata, Actinopteri, Beloniformes, Adrianichthyidae. Gene Ontology annotation, biological process: intermediate filament cytoskeleton organization; wound healing. Gene Ontology annotation, molecular function: cadherin binding; structural molecule activity. Gene Ontology annotation, cellular component: intermediate filament; membrane; cytoskeleton. The record is from RefSeq and is a predicted model, not a curated record.
UGGGAGGUGCCAAAAGUGUGUUGGUCUGAGUGUGUGUUGUUUUUAUGUGUAUCUGAGAGAAAGUUAAGACAGAGAAGGAGAGGGAGCCACAGGGUGAGGAAGACGAAGACGGACGAAGACACAGAGAGUGAGGUUUUCCUGGGAUUUCUACUGGACAUCAGCCAAGAUGUUUAAGAAAAAGGACACCAAGACCCCGUCUUUAAAGAUGAACUCGUCUCAGACCACCUUGGCCCAGCUGAUCGCCAAGAUGCAAAAAGACGCCGACUUGGUGGAAAGAGACGUCCUCCGGGCUGAAGGGCUGAUGGCUGUGGAUGCUGAAAAUGACAAAAAAGAGCGGCCGUUGCAGCAUCAGCAAGAGGUCUCCAGUAAACUUGGUGAGGCUGAGGAUCUGCUGAAGGAACUUUUCUUGGAUGUGGACAAAGCCAAGAAAAGCAAUUUUUCACAAGCUCAGGAGAUUGAAAAUGAUAUCAUCCACCUCCAUGAGCGCUGGCUGAAGGACUGCACCUUCUACCGAGACGUCUAUGACCAGAUCGACGAUGUGUCGAUGCUGCCCAUCAUUGACUGGGGACCCGUGUUCAGUGAAAAGGACAAACAAGUCAACACGGAGGAGUACGGCCCCACCAUGGCGGACGUACAGAAGCAGAUCGCCUCCCACAACAUCUUGCACAAAGAGAUCGAAGCCUACGGCUCACAGCUGUGCCUGAGCUCCGCCGGCAGUAAGGAUAAACUGACAACCCUGAAGAGGCAGUACAAUAACCUGCUGGAUAACUCCAAGUGGCGGCACCACUACCUGAAGAGCCUGUAUGAAUACAUGCAGGGCUGCGACAAGGAGCUGUCCUUUCUGGACAAAGAGCAGAAAAAGAUCAUCAAGCAAGACUGGAGCGAUGACAUGGUGGACCCUCCAGACGUCCGGAGGCAGUACGAGAAUUUCAAGAGCAACAGUCUCAUCCUCCAUGAAGGUGAGGUGAACAAACUCCAGGAUGAGGGGGACCGACUCAUCGAGCUGAAGCACCCGGCCAGCGUCACCAUACAGGCUCAGAGAGACGCCUUGCAAGACGAGUGGCAGAAAUUCCUCAACCUCUGCAUCUGUCAGGAGACACAUCUGGAAAACGUGGAGGCAUACAGAAGAUUCCAACUGGACACGGAGCAGCUUUCAGAGACUCUGUACAAACUUGAUAAGAGCCUGGAAUCAAAUUCUGGAAGCCAAAGAAACAAAGCAGCGACGCUUAUGCAGCUGGAGGGGGGGGAACCAGUGGUGCAGAACUCCGAUCAGCUGCUGGCUGACCUCAGGAGGCGGAGCACCACCAUCGCUCCACUGAAGCUGCGGCGCGUUCCCGUCAACAGGCCCAUAACUGUGGAGUCGCUGUGCGACUGGGAAACAGAGAAGGAUUCUGUGUCCCGAGGCGACAAGUUUACUCUGAAGUCAAACUCUGUCAACGAGAACUGGGUGCUUGUUUCAGCAAACGGAGCCACUAAAACCUUUCCAGGUGUUUGCUUCCUGAUCCCACCUCCCGACCCAGAUUCUGUUGACAAGGUGGACACUUUGGGCAACGAGCUCGCAGGCGUUAAGAAAAGAAGAGCACAACUGGCAGCGUCCCUGAAGAACCACCAGGAUGUUCCCAAAGUCCAGAAGUCAGCACCGGUGUCCUCUGCACCGCCGGACCCUAAACUCACCGCCAUGGCUGAGCAGCUGGACAAACUGGACAACGACCUAACCAAGGCUGAGGAGAGCAUGCUGAGUCGCCUGCGAGCGCCGCUGAACAAAAGCGACCCAGCCGGGGAUCUGGCUCAGAGGCUGAAGGAGCAGGAGAAAACCGAAAAGGCACUGAAGGAUCUGGAGCAGAAGAGACAGGCAGCUCAGUCCAACCUGCAGCCAGUCAUCUCCAAAGAUCUAAAUGGCACUUCGUCCGGACUGCCGCAAAAACUCAGCGCAGCCGCCAACAAGCACGACAGCAUCUCUGAACUCGCUCAGCUCUACAACAGCAAAGCAAAGGCGUCCCUCAACUUGGAGAAUCAGAUAAAGAAGGUGGAUGGUCUUGUCUCUGGAUUUGAAGAAGACCUUAGCAGAGACGGUCCGAUUCCUGACACGCCAAAAGCCCUUCAAACUCAAGCAGAGAGGAUCCAUAACCAGCGCAAGUCUGUUGCUGCAGCUCAGGGGGACAUGAAGAAGCUGAGCCAGGAUCUGGAGACCACCGAGCAGCUGUGCGGAUCUCUGCAGAGGGGCUACCAGGAGUACUGCCCUGACAUUGAGCGCCAGAAGACGGACGUCAGGCAGCUUCAAACUCGCUACGCUAACGUUGCAAACCAGCUGCAGGAGAGAGAAAGCAUCUUACAAGAAGCUUCAGCCAAGAACCAGGAGUUUCAGACCACAUGCAACGCCUUGAACAACUUCUUGGACAACCUACCAACAAAUAAGGUCAACCCCAAAGAUGAUCUGUCCCAGCUCACUGCUAAGACCAGCACCCAAGAGAGAGCAGUAAACGAUCUGAAGAGGAAGGAGGAAGAAGUCAACAGAGUGUCUACACUUUCGCAUGACCUGCAGUCGCUACUCGAUGAAUAUGAGACAAACGUGGACAGGUUCAACAGCACACUUGAGGAUGCAGGUGCCACUGUACCAAAAAAACCUGACGUUCUCACUCUCUCUGAUGCUAUUGAGAAAGAGGAGAAAGAUUUGGUGAACCGUUACACAAAAGCAAAAGCUGAAAACGUUCAACGCCAAAAGCAGAUGGGCUUGGCUCAGAGCAUUAUUGCACAAAAUGAAAGGAAGGUUGAGAUGGUGUCACAGCAGCAGGUCCAGACUCAAAGCCAGCAAAAGACUGCUACUGAUAUAGACGCUCUGCAAAGAGAGCUGAAUGAAGAGAAGGAGAGGAGUCUUCAUGCUCAGGCCAGUCUGAAAACCUUCAGGGACAGGAUGAUGUCCCUGAAGAGUCGCAGGGGAGUGGAACGUCUCGAGGAGAAGGAAGUUCUGCAGUACUACAGAGACCCAAAACUGGAACGUGAUUUGUCUGAUCUGAAAAACACACUGCAUGAGGAGGCGCUGAAACGUAGUACUGUUCAGUCUGAGGUUGAGGUGGUGAACAAAAAAAUCACAACGUUAGAGGACGACAUCAAAAACAAGCCACCAAAACUGGUAACUAGAGAGGUGACAGAGUUUGAGAGAGAUCCUCAGCUAGAUGUCGAGGCCGCUAAGUUAAAAGAUGAAAUUGCAAAGACAAAAGACGAAAUCAGAGUUAAAGACAGAGAGCAGCAUAAGAUGCAGACAGAAGUUGAGAUCCUCAUGCAAAAGAAGCCCCCCAUCAAAGAGAAGGUGGUGAAGAAAGAGAUUGUUAAAGUGCAGCAAGAUCCGCAGAUGUUGAAGGCAGUGCAAACGUUUCAGGUGGAAAUUUCUGAAGAGAGCAACAAGACCAAGCUCCUCCACGAUGAAGUCUUCCAGACGAGGAGCCAAAUUAAUGCGCUGGAGAGGCUGAUUCCCAACAUCCAGCCAAAGAUCAUCACCAAAGAGGUGAAAAAGGUUGAACAAGACCCUGAACUUAUCUCAGAGUGUGAGAAAAUCCAAAAAGACCUGGAGAAGGAGAAGACUGAGGCAGAUUCCUUGACCAAACAAGUCAUUGAGCUCCACAGUCGCUACAGAGACAUACAAAACUUGAGGCCAGUAGUGGAGGUGAAGGAAAUUGUUAACGAGAUUUACCGCAUCGACCCAAACACAGAGGCUGAGAUCAUUCGCAUUAACAAAAACAUACAAGACAUCAAUAAACAGCGUGCUGGUCUUGAACGAGAUAUCACCAAGGUCACCACUGAUGUAAACCUCCUUCGCUCUGAGAAACCAAAAGUGGAACUGAAAGAAGUUCUCCAAGAAGUUGUCAAGGAAGAGCGAAGCCCUGAAAAUGAGCGUGAGAUUCAGAGGCUAAAUGAACAGGUCAACAACCUGCACUCACGCUACAUAUCCCUACAGGACCAAGUCCGACUGCUCCAGAAAGAGAGGGAUGAAUGGAAGGCUGAGAAAUCCAAAGUAGAGACCAAGCUUGUCACCAAUGAAGUCAUCAAGUAUCUGCCUGAUCCACUUCAGGAGAAGGAGGCAGGCCGCUUAAGAAAAGAAGUGCGGGAAGAGGCACAGCUGCGACGUAACAUAGAGGAGAUGGUGUUUGACCUGCAAAAUAAAUGCAUCAAUUUAGAAAGGCUGAAACCUGAAGAGAAAGUGGUUAAGAAGAAGGUUGUUCACCAACAGAAAGACCCUCAACAAGCCAGGGAGCAGGAGAGGCUCAGCAAGACCCGAGAUGAUGAAGUAAAGAGUCGUCGUAGGCUAGAGAUUGAGCUACAGCAGUUAAGAAUAAAGCUGGAAGACAAGGAAAAGAUCCUGAGAGAGAGCGAUGAGCGACUAAAAAAGAUCCAAGCAGAAUCGGAAGUCAGAGAGAUCCGAUCUCGCAUCAGUCAGCUGGAAAAUGCUCCACCUCCUGUUGAGGAGAGUAUAGUUGUGGAGGAGGUGCUGAAGGUUGAGAGGGACCCCAAGCUGGAGAAAAUGACAAGCAGUUUGCGCUCCAGCAUGGACACGGAAACCAGCAAUAUCUUGCGUCUCGAGAGAGACAUCCGUAGCAUCACUCUGAAACUUGAAGUUCUGCAAAAGGAGAAGUCAGGAGAAAGAACGGUGUAUAAAGAGGUUGUCCGCGUUGAGAAAGAUCAAGCUGUAGAGGCCGAGAGGGAUCACCUGAGAGAGCAGGUCUCUCUGAGCAAAUUUGAAAGACAAAAGCUUGAGGAUGAAAUCAGACGUUGCAAUGACAAACUCAAUCUUCUGAAGAGCGGCCAAUCCAGCACUUCCAGAGAAGAGACGAGUCUCGUUUUGAAGAGGGAUUCCUUACUGAGGGAUAAGGACACACUCACAAGAGAGUUCAGAACGCUGGAGGCCAAGAAACACGACAUAAGCCUGUCUUUCCAGCAACAAAACCGACUAAUGAGUGAAAGAACCCAACUCAACAGGCAGAAAAGCCUCAAGAUGGAGUCAGAUGUCCAGCGCCUAGAGAGACAAAUAUUGGAUGAAAAAGACAAGAUCCAUGAGCGAGACAGUACCAUCCGUGAGCUUCUGCAAGAGGUGCAAAGAGAGGGAAAUUCUGAGUCAAGGACCAAAGAGACCAACACGUCUACCAAAAUCACUAUCUUGGAUCCAGAAACGGGUAAAGACAUGUCUCCCUAUGAUGCCUACAUACAGGGCCUCAUUGAUCGUCCGCAGUACUUGCAUCUGCAGAAGUUAGAGUCCGACUGGGAAGAAAUAACCUCCAUGGGACCUGAUGGUGAGACAUCUGUCCUGCAAGACCGCAAAAGUGGAAAGCAGUAUCCCAUUAAAGAUGCCAUUAAAGAGGGAAAGAUAACAGAGUACGAUCUGCAACAGUACAAAAAAGGCAAAAUUCCCAUUUCAGAGUUUGCCCUGAUGCUUGCAGGUGUUGACAAAAAGCAACAGCAGCUUAGUUCAAUCCUCCCAAAGUCUGCCACUCCAGUAAAUUCAGCCCCUUUAGACCGCUCCAACACUGAGGAACUAUACCCAAUUGCAGGAGUGAUGGACACAAAUACUGGCACCUGCUUUACAAUAAGUAAUGCCACCCAGCGCAGACUGAUAGACCGCACCACUGCCCAAAGGCUGCUGGAGGCUCAGGCAGCAACAGGUGGCAUCAUUGACAUCCAAAACAAGGACAGAUACACAGUUCACAAGGCAGCAAACAGAUGUCUCAUUGAGGAAAGUCAACUCCAGCGACUGCUCAAUGCAGAAAAAGCUUUUACUGGAGUGGAAGACCCCACAACCAGAAGGAUUUUGUCUGCGGGUGAAGCAGUACAGAACGGUUGGAUGCUAAAGGAGACUGCACGCCGCUACAUGGUGGUCCAGCUCUUGACCGGAGGGCUGGUCAAUCCCAAAACAGGCGGCAGGAUGAGCGUCACAGAUGCCUAUACGUCCAAAAUGAUAGACAGCACAAUGAUGAGGGAACUGCAAGCCGAGACAACGUAUGAGAAGGAUAUCUUAGACCCACUAACACAGGAGAAGAUUAACUACAAACAAGCUCUGGAUCGCUGCAAAAAAGACCCAAAGUCUGGGUUACCGAUGCUGCCCACCUCCUCCAAAGGAACUGGCUACACAACAGGCAGCAACUCAGUCAAGUAUUCUUGAAUCUAGAUAUGUUUACUGAUCAGGGUUAACUUGUUUAUGAAGCUACGGGGUAAACAAGUACCGGUGGAAAUAAAAAAAAGUUUUGUGGACUUUUGCAUGUUGACUCAGGAGAUAUCUACAACUACAGCUGCCUGUCAAGCUAAAAUAUUUGCGGUUGAGUUGCAUUUGUUUACCAAAUCGAUCUUUUGUGGGCGGAUUUGUUAGUUUUUUCUGGUUUGCUUUUGGUUUAAUUUAAAAGCACAGAAUAUAAAGGCUACUUAUCUGUGAUAUCGUGUUUGUUUGGGAUCCUGGGGCCCGGUGCAAUGCUAUUUGCUAAGAUUGAUUUGAUUAUGUAUAACUUUUGGGAUGUUGUUGACACUAAACUUUAAACUCAAGACUGUUUAAUAUCCAAUGCAAAAAAUAUAUAUAUCAAUAAAUUAUGUGAUUAAAGAGCA